Xenopus laevis (African clawed frog) is the source of this 2646-nucleotide messenger RNA. Its product is annotated as extracellular calcium-sensing receptor. The transcript has 6 exons. NCBI's taxonomy places the organism in Eukaryota, Metazoa, Chordata, Amphibia, Anura, Pipidae. The coding region runs from base 1 to 2646 and encodes 881 amino acids. The record is from RefSeq and is a predicted model, not a curated record.
AUGUACUCUGUGCUUGCAGGGGGUAUCCUGGCUGUUAAUAUUAUUAUGGACAUUACAUACACAGUGAUUUGGCAUCUCCUUCUGUCCAGCCUUAUUUUGGCAUUUUACAACGACCAAUCCUGUCGGCUCCAAGUCUCAGAGAUGGAGAGUAUUUUCCAGCCUGGAGAUAUACUUUUAGGAGUUGUUUUACCUCUUCAUCUUGACAAAGAAUAUCACCGAGUGUCCUUCAAUGAAAGACCCCCAGGCAUCAACUGUACAACAUUUCACUUUGAGAACUUCCAGCAGCUCCAGGCCAUGAUAUUUGCUGUGGACGAGAUCAACAGAAACCCCAAUAUUCUCCCAAACAUCACCCUGGGAUUUCAGGCUUAUGAUUCCUGUGAUGUGUUGCAGAAGGACUUGGAAGGAACAUUACAGGUGUUGUCAGGACUUAAUGGAGCCAUUCCCAAUUAUAGAUGUAUGGGAAAUAUACCCCUAUCCGGUGUUAUUGGUGCUUCUAUUUCCACUCACUCAAUUCUGCUGGCUCACAUUCUGGGCCUGUAUAGAUACCCCCAGGUCAGCCAUUAUUCUACCAGCCCUCUCCUCAGCAACCAAAAAAUGUUCCCUUCUUUCUUCAGAACUGUCCCCAGUGAUGCCUAUCAGUCACAAGGACUUGCAAAGUUAGUGCUACAUUUUGGAUGGACCUGGGUGGGAUUAUUGGCUGUGGACAAUGACUAUGGUCAGCAAGGAAUUCAGUUAGUGAAACAAGAAAUAAUCAAGGCUGGAGCAUGUGUGGCCUUCACAGAGUCCAUCCUUACAAUCAGACCUGACCGGAAUGCUCCACAUAUAGUUGAUGUAAUAAAAGAGUCAACAGCCGCCGCCAUCAUUGUCUUCUCCCCUGCUAUUGACUUAGUUCCUGUGUUAGCUGAGAUGUUGUCUCAAAAUGUCACAGAGAAAAUUCUGGUUGCCAGUGAAGCAUGGUCCACUUCCACUCUAUUUUCUGAUGGAAAGUUUUCAAAUAUCCUCUCUGGCACUAUUGGCUUAGCUCUCCACAGUGGGAAUAUUCCAGGGUUUAGAGAGUUCCUCAACAAAGUCCAUCCCUCUACCUCCUUAGGAAAAUAUUGGGUCAAGCUACUUUGGGAGGAAUCCUUCCAAUGCAAAUUCCCGAGUGAGAAGAACCACACGACUCUAACAGAAGACUCAAUAAAAGAAUGCACGGGUGAAGAGGUUCUUGACAAGAUUGAGAAUAACUACAAUGAUGUUUCCAGUUUAAGAGCCACAUACAAUGUCUACACUGCAGUACAAAUUGUGGCCAAAGCUUUGGAAGAUUUGAAAAACUGCAAUAAAGAAGGAAGUAUCUUAUCAGACCAGAAGUGCCCAGAUAUUUUACAUUUUAAGCCAUGGCAGCUGUUACAUUAUGUGAAAAAGGUGCGGGUCAUGCUGAGCAGCGGUAGAGAACUUUUUUUUGAUAGAAAUGGGGACCCACCUGCUGUGUAUGACAUUGUGAACUGGAAGGUGACCCCAGACGGAACCAUAAAACAGAUCAAUGUGGGAAGUUACGACACUGCAGCUUCUUUUGGUCAAGUCUUCACCGUUAACAAAAGCGCCAUCUCUUGGCCUACUGGAAAGCAACAGGUCCCCUUGUCUGUCUGCAGCCAGAGUUGUCCCCCAGGUUUUAGGAAAGCUUCUGAAAGAGGAAAGCCAACCUGCUGCUUCCAGUGUAUCCCAUGUCCCCAAGGAGAGAUCUCCAAUGUUACAGACUCUAUUGAUUGUUUUAAGUGUUUGUGGGAUGAAUGGCCAAAUGUCCAAAAAACGAGAUGUAUGCAGAAGAACAUAGAAUUCCUCUCCUAUGAAGAUCCCUUGGGGGCAGGUCUGGCAGCUACUGGCAUCACAUCAUCCUUGGUUCCUGUUGUUAUACUGAAACUUUUCAUGAAAUAUAGAACCACACCCAUAGUGAAAGCCAACAAUUAUUCUCUAAGUUGUCUUCUUCUACUGUGUCUGCCCCUCUGCUUCCUCUGCUCUUUGGCUUUCAUUGGAUACCCUCAAAAGGAGAAGUGUCUUCUUCGUCAAGCUGCUUUUGGCUUGGUCUUUUCCCUCUGUGUAUCUUGUAUUCUGGCCAAAACCAUGAUGGUUGUUUUUGCCUUUAUGGCCACCAAACCUGGCAGCAAACUAAGGAAAUGGACCCGUCCUGUUGUAUCCUACAUGAUCAUUUCUAUUUGCUUUGUCUUACAAUUUAUCUUAUGUAUAUCUUGGCUGUUAAAAGCACCUCCAUUCCCACAGUAUGACAUUCAAACCAAACCUGGACUAAUUAUUGUUCAAUGUAACAACGGCUCUGCUACAGCUUUCUGGUGUAUGUUAGGAUAUCUUGGCUUUCUGGCUGCCAUAAGUUUUAUUGUAGCUUUCCUAGCUAGGAGGCUCCCUGACACAUUUAAUGAGACCAAGUUCAUCACCUUUAGCAUGCUGGCCUUUCUCAGUGUCUGGAUCUCCUUCAUCCCAGCAUCUCUCAGUGCACAAGGCAAAUAUACAGAAGCAAUGGAGAUCUUUGCCAUCCUGUCUUCUAGCUGGGCCUUGGUAGUGUGCAUGUUCUUCCCAAAAUGCUUUAUCAUCUUAUUCAGGCCCAAUAUGAAUUCUAAGAAACAACUCAUGAAGAAGGCUGGUGGUCAAAUAUAG